AUGUUGAGCUCGACGGCCUCGCUGUCGCUCCAACUUUUGUCGAGGAGGACAGCGCUGUACGCCUCAAGUGCUGCUUCCACCCCCGCCGCAGUCGGACCCUCGAUGACGCGCACUGGCCGCAACGCUGCCGGCCUACUCCCCGCUUCGUCCUUCGCUGCACGUCGUCGAGCGUAUGCGACCCAGCAGAGUGCGAAUCAACGGACAGCCGAGGAGAACGCGCCCGGUGCGGAUACCACGCCUGCUGCCACACCGACGCGUGGUGCGCCUUCGCAGCCAGCGUCAGCGCGCUCACCCGCACCCGCACCCGCACCCACCGCCACCGCCACUCCUAGCGAUGCCCCAACCCCCGCCGCCCCUUCUCCCACAACACCACCAUCCGCCUCGGACCCUAUCACCCCCCCUGCCCCACCCGCCGGGGUACCGCUCUCUACCUCCUCCCCCUCCCCGUCCGAAUCGGCCCUCUCCCGCUCGAGUUCCCUCGCCGAAUCCUACCUCGACUACACCCAAGUCGCGGCGAACCCUUCCCACACCCGCGGCUUGACCUUCCCCGGCGAUACCACCAAGGCCAAAGCCAAAGGAUCGGGCACCAAAUCCUCGAUCGAACAGAAACGAGCGAACCUCACCCGAUUCUUCAUCGGAGCCGGCCUCCUCUCCGUCGGCUACGGCGCGUGGUCCUUGGGCAAACCUUGGCAGAACGAGGGAGAGAUGUCAAAGUUGUGUGGUCGGAGCGAGGACCACGAUGCGAUCCAGGACGCACAGUUGGGCGGCUUCCAGGGUUGGGUCGCGAGGACCAAGUUGAGGGGGUUCGACAUCCUCGAUGUGAGUGCCGAACUCGACCGCUCGGCACCACCUUCCUCGAGCAGAGCCUGACGUUCUGUUCGUCCCCACCUACAGUACUACAACAAACCGGCUUGGGACCCUCUCCUGCCACCGCCCAUGCCCGAACCCCAUUACCGACCCUACACGCUCGUCAUCGACCUCGACGACAUGCUCAUCCACCCGAUAUGGGAUGUCAGUCAACCACUCAAGCAAAAACAACAAAAAAAGUCACGGCAUGCCAACUGAUUUUCCUGCCUUUUUUCCUUCUCUAGACCAAACAUGGUUGGAGGACGGCCAAACGUCCGGGCGUCGACUACUUUCUCGCUUACCUCUCCCAGUUUUACGAGAUCGUGCUCUUCACCUCUCAGCCUUCCUAUGUGAGUACGCGCCGGCGCAUACGGUCCCACGCGAUCACGAGCUGACGCUUUGUCUUGGUGAUGUAGACUGCGGCGCCCAUCAUUGAACAGCUCGACCCUUAUGGCGCUUACAUCCCCUGGAAGCUCUUCAAAGAGUCGAUGAGGUUCAAGAAUGGCACCUACAUCAAGGUGCGUUCUGAAAGCGAUGAUCCUCUCCAGCGACUUGCUAACCCGCCCAUCACCUCAACACAGGAUCUCUCCUACCUCGACCGACCGCUCGAACGUACCAUCAUCCUCGACACCGACCCCUCGUACACCCAACUGCAACCGACGAACGCGAUCCAUCUCACCCCGUGGAAAGGGACGCGCGGGGACCCCACCUCGAAGGAACUCGUCGCUCUGAUCCCGUUCCUCGAAGCCUUGGCGGUGAGGAGAGUGCAGGACGUUCGACCGGUCAUUCAACAUUACGAGGGGAAACAUAUCCCGACUGCCUAUGCCGAGGUCGAGGCGAAGAUGAAGAAGGAGCUCGUGGACAAGUGGGAGAGGGAGAGGGAGGCGAUGGGCCAGGGGUGGGGGUGGGGGAGGUGGGUGAGGGAGGCGUUUGCGGGAAUCGCAAAGGUUCGUCAUAUCGCAAACAUACCGUGUGAUGGUUUCAUGAGUCGCAACUGAUGCUUCUUGCCGCGAACUACAGAAACCUUUGGACCAACCCCCCGAAUUGGACAUUGAGAAACAACGCCGCAUUUCGCAAAAUCUGUACGAGGAGGAACAAAAGUAUUGGAAGGAAAACGAGGCUUUGAUCAAGAAGCAGAUCGAGGAGGACAAGGAACGGCAGUUGAAGGAGAUGAAGGGGAGCUUGUUGACGUUUAUGGGAAUCGCGCCACCACCGCCGGGACAACAGGCGCCGGAGGGGCAGGCGGGAAAAUAA
Messenger RNA from Microbotryum saponariae, 2100 nucleotides. Lineage: Eukaryota; Fungi; Basidiomycota; Microbotryomycetes; Microbotryales; Microbotryaceae. The record is from the annotation of a GenBank genome assembly.